GGAAAGGUUCUGUUCUUGUUCGGUCGAUGUUAUCGCGAGAUUUCUGGGCUUUAUAAAACCUCCUGAUAGCGCACUCGAGCCCGCACGUUCGCUUCUGACAGUUGGUGUGGCGUGAUCGCUAAGAGUAAGGACAAACAUGGCAGCAGGAAAGGCAAAGAUUGGAAGCCUGGCCCCAGACUUUACAGCUAAGGCUGUGAUGCCUGACGGCCAGUUCAAAGACCUGAAGCUGUCAGAUUAUAGAGGAAAGUAUGUCGUUUUUUUCUUCUAUCCUCUGGACUUCACCUUUGUGUGUCCCACUGAGAUCAUCGCCUUCAGCGACGCUGCUGACGACUUCAGGAAGAUUGGCUGUGAAGUCAUCGCUGCCUCUGUGGACUCUCACUUUUCUCAUUUUGCAUGGACAAACACACCACGGAAACAAGGCGGUCUGGGUUCAAUGAAGAUCCCCCUGGUGUCUGACACGCGCCGCACCAUUUCCACAGAUUAUGGGGUCCUGAAAGAAGAUGAAGGCAUUGCUUACAGAGGUUUAUUCAUCAUUGACGAUAAGGGCGUCCUGAGACAGAUCACCAUCAACGACCUGCCAGUUGGACGCUCGGUUGAAGAGACUCUGCGUUUGGUUCAAGCGUUUCAGUUCACUGACGAGCAUGGAGAAGUCUGUCCAGCUGGCUGGAAACCAGGUAGUGACACCAUCAAGCCUGACGUCCAGAAGAGCAAAGACUUUUUCUCCAAACAGUAAUAAAGCUACGACUCAAGUCUGCUGUAGGAGCUGUAUUUUGAAAUAGUAUUUAGCACAAUGUGUAAGUGUCCACUGUUCCUGUUUUGGAAUGCUCUCCUGUCCAUGUGGUGAACAUUGUACUUGGACCAAUUUCUUACUGUUGUUACAAAGAUUCCUACAACCAUUGUUCUUGAAAUGGAACCAGAUGACCUGUUCUCACGGUUUCUUUUUUUUUUUUUUACUGUAAGCAUCUAAAUAAAGAAAAAAUGGACUCCUUUUUAAGGACUUUUGCUCACUAAAAAAUAAAGGUGAAAAUGCCAAUAAUGUUGUGAACAAUGUACUUUAAAUGCCCACGUAGUGCACAGAAAACUGCAGUAAAAAAGUAUCAAACUG
This is a messenger RNA of Oryzias latipes (Japanese medaka), 1105 nucleotides long. It is a transcript of the gene prdx1, whose product is annotated as peroxiredoxin 1. Lineage: Eukaryota; Metazoa; Chordata; Actinopteri; Beloniformes; Adrianichthyidae. The record is from RefSeq and is a predicted model, not a curated record. Gene Ontology annotation, molecular function: thioredoxin peroxidase activity. Gene Ontology annotation, biological process: cell redox homeostasis; hydrogen peroxide catabolic process; response to oxidative stress. Gene Ontology annotation, cellular component: cytosol.